CUUUAAUCUACUUUAUUCUAGCCUCUUCUUCAAGCAGGUGGUCAUGGUUCAUGUGUAGCUCAAUGUAAAGAAGCUAAAAUAAUUACUCGACGAACGAUUCCUAUGCAAGUUGAUGGUGAACCUUGUCGUCUAUUACCUUCAAUUAUCAGGAUAAAAGUGAAAAAUCAAGCAAAUAUGGUUGCUAAAUCUAAAACUCAUUGCCAGAUAGCUUCCAUGCCAACAUUAGAUCGGGAAAUUGUAAUUCCGGUAAGAAAAUUGAAUAUCUUGGAUUAUGAAACAUUCCAUUAUGAUAAAAGUAGACUUCAUGAUGCUUCUAUAGUUUUAGGUAAACUACAAAUCAAUCCGGACCUCGAGUUAAACCAUGUUCGUGCUUUAAUCAGACAAAUGGUUGCAAACCAUCGGAAAGGUUCAACUUCAAUUCAUAUGCUCAAUAAAGAACCAGGAGACGAGAUGGCCAGAUAUCGAUUGGAAAAGGCCUUCGAUAUUUCAAAUGACUGGUGUUUCGUUGAUUCUUGUACUGCUGAAAGAUAUUUUCGUAUAGAUCGUGCCCAGGAGCAUUUACACUAUGUUGUUGAUAUAUGCAAUGAUGAACUAUACAUUCUGGAUCCAACCGAUAACGGAUACGAUCGUGAUAAACUUGCAAAAGCCUCAAAUGUGCCUACAACCCAAUUAGCAGACAAUAGUCCCGCCAGUGGGCUGAGUGGUGAUGAGACGCCUUCACCAGUUGAUCCUGCUCUCUAUGGAGACAACAAUAAUACAAUUGUACUUUUCAAGCCUCCCACGACCAAGGAACCAGGAUCGGGUAAAGAUGAUUCGGGUGAUACUUUAAACGUAAAUACUGCCAGUCAACUGUUAGAGGCGUCAUCAAUUCCAGGGACACCGACAACUGCAACAGAAACAUUAACAGAAACAGCAACAGAGUCCAACAAUCCUAGUGCCUCUAAAGAAACCGUAAUGAGUGAUAAAGAAUUUGCAUGUUACCAGGCGACUUUCAAUGAACGGGAAACCACUGUUUGAUUGAAUCAUGAUAGAUUAUUUAAUUACCGUUGAUUGCUGGCCAUCUGUUUAAAUACCCGAAAAAUGAUGGUUUUGAUCGAUUUGGAAGAGCUUAAGGAGAAGAUUAUCGUUAAUCUAGUUUUGUGUGCCUCUCUGGUAAAGCCACAUUCCUCAUUAAUUUAUUUACUACCGAUACCUGUGCUGAUUGGCUUCAUCAUUACCAUCUUAUGACCAUUGCAUUUAGACAUUUUAAUUGCUGUUAACUCAAUCAGCCCAUUGUUGAACAUCAAAACAGUUAACGGGAAUGACUAGGAAUCAGCUUUCAUUCAUUAUUGAUUCUACCUUGCCGAUGAUUAAAUAAUAAGCGGAUCUAGUUUCAUUUUAAUACUAACAAGAAAUAUUUAAAAAUUUGUUAUUAAAUUUUUGUUUGUAGUAUUUUACAAACAUGCAGUUGUUAUUGGAAUGGAUUUGCUAAAUCAGAUGCAAGAAAAGCUGGUGGAACCAUUAGUUGACCAUGAAAUUAACCAUUGGAAUUAACCUUUUGGUGAUGUUUCAGCCAUUUUGUUUACUCA
This is a messenger RNA of Tetranychus urticae (two-spotted spider mite), 1568 nucleotides long. NCBI's taxonomy places the organism in Eukaryota, Metazoa, Arthropoda, Arachnida, Trombidiformes, Tetranychidae. The record is from RefSeq and is a predicted model, not a curated record.